AUGCAAGGUAAUUCGGGACACUACGCUAUCGAUCAUCAGUAUGAUUUCGCUUUUGAUGCUGCUAACAAUCCUUUGAUGAUGGAUUGUACUCUUGAAGAUCCAUUUUAUUCAUCUUUUUAUAACCCUACCCCAGGGAUGUGGGGUGAAAUGAGCGGUGGAUUUGGAUUAAGUACCCAAUUACUUGGAAGAACUGAGAACCAGGAAUUGCUGUUAUGUGACAGAAAUCAAGAAAAUAUAAUGACUAAUGAUCGUGUUGAGGGAAUUAUAACGGAAAAAGGGAAGCAAAAAAUGUUGUCUCGAGAAACAAUUUCAAAGUACUUUUAUAUGCCAAUAAUUCAAGCAGCCAAGGAACUUAAUAUUGGGGUGACAUUUUUGAAGAUAAGAUGUAGGGAUUUGGGAAUUCGAAGGUGGCCACAUAGGAAGUUAAUGAGUCUUCAAACAUUAAUCAAGAAUGUUAAGGAAUUGAAGGGGGGGGAAGGAAAUGGUAUGGAACAAAAGUGGAAGGAUGUGAUAGAUUCAUUAGAGGAAGAGAAGAAAAGGAUGGAAGAAAUUCCAGACAUGGAACUUGAGGAGAAAACAAAGAGAUUAAGGCAAUAUUGUUUCAGGGCUAACCACAAGAAGAGAAGGCUUAUGGGUAUGGCGGAAUUGCAGGCUUCUUUUGGUACUUCUUGCGAUAGUGGUCCGAUUCGGAGACAAUGA
Messenger RNA from Lycium ferocissimum, 699 nucleotides. RefSeq names its product protein RKD1-like. Lineage: Eukaryota; Viridiplantae; Streptophyta; Magnoliopsida; Solanales; Solanaceae. The transcript has 3 exons. The record is from RefSeq and is a predicted model, not a curated record. The coding region runs from base 1 to 699 and encodes 232 amino acids. Gene Ontology annotation, molecular function: DNA-binding transcription factor activity.